UGACUUUGAUUGAAAAAAUAAAGAGGAAAAAAACAUUCAACUUCAUCAUCUUGAAAGCAGAAUGGCACGAGGAGAGGGCACCGAGCAGUACUCCGCCACUCUGUUAUCAAUAAAACCUAUAAAUACAGAGAUAAAGACAGCACCGCGGACGCACCAGAGAAGUCGCCUGUGUGUGCUCAGCAAACUGUGCUAUGCGAUCGGUGGGGCUCCCUACCAGAUCACAGGCAGCGCUCUCGGCUUCUUCCUCCAGAUCUACCUGCUAGAAGUUGCCCAGUUGGAUCCCUUCUAUGCCUCUAUCAUCCUGUUUGUGGGCCGCGCAUGGGAUGGAGUCACGGACCCAACAGUGGGUUUCCUUGUGAGCCGAAGUAGAUGGACCAGCGUUGGCCGCAUGAUGCCCUGGAUCCUUGUCUCUACUCCAUUUGCUGUGUUGACUUACCUCAUGAUCUGGUAUGUGCCUCCUUUUGAAGAAGGGAAGGUCAUCUGGUACCUGAUCUUUUACUGCCUCUUCCAGACAAUGCAGACGUGCUUCCAUGUGCCCUACUCAGCCCUCACCAUGUUCAUCAGCAACGAGCAGAAAGAACGAGAUUCUGCCACUGCUUACCGUAUGAUGGUGGAGGUGCUAGGCUCAGUUUUGGGCACUGCCAUCCAGGGACAGAUAGUAGGUGGAGCCCAAGUUUGCCCCACUGAGUCUGAUGCACCAGACAGUAGAAACAUGUCCCAAAUCAACAUAUCCAGAGUUUCACUGGAUGAGACGAAACAAGCUUACCUGAUUGCUUCAGGAGUGAUAUGCAUCAUCUACGUCUUCUGUGCCGCAGUCUUGUUUUUGGGUGUGAAAGAGAAAAAAGACACCGGGCGGAAAAAAACAGAGCCCCUCGGCUUCUGCCAGGGCCUGAGGGUGGUGAUGAGUCACGGACCGUAUGUCAAACUAGUCACUGGCUUCCUCUUCACCUCUCUUGCCUUCAUGCUACUGGAAGGAAACUUUGCCCUUUUCAUCACACAUGCCCUUGGCCAUCGGAAUGACUAUCAGAAUAUUCUCUUGGUAAUAAUGGUGUCUGGCACUCUAACCAUCCCGUGGUGGCAGUGGUUCCUGACCCGGUAUGGGAAGAAGACAGCCGUUUUUGUUGGCACAUCGUGGGCAGUACCCUUCAUGAUCCUGAUCAUCUCCGUUGAGAGCCAUCUGAUCAUUUCCUACUUGGUCUCAGUAGCAGCAGGUGUGAGCGUGGCAGCAGCUUUCCUCCUGCCAUGGUCAAUGCUUCCUGAUGUUGUGGAUGACUUUAAGGUCAAGAACCCAGACAUUCAUGGUCAUGAAGCCCUCUUCUACUCCUUCUAUGUCUUCUUCCUCAAGUUUGCCUCUGGAAUAUCACUGGGUAUCUCGACCCUCAGUUUAAAAUUUGCCGGCUACAUGACUGGGGAGUGUUCACAACCCGAAACGGUCAGUACAACCCUAAAGGUGCUGGUCUCUCCUGUGCCAGUGGUUCUUAUCGCUGUGGGGUUGUUAAUAAUAUGGACCUACCCUAUUGAUGAGGAAAAGAGGCAGGGCAACCGAAAACUACUGCAAGAAAUGCUAGAUUCUGAAGCAGAUUCUGAGUCUGAAACUUCAGCACUUGGGAGCAACGUGUAGCUGCAGUGGCAUUGUUGUUUUCCAUGUUUGCACAGGCUGUGAAGAGGGACAAGACCACCAGCUAUCUGGACCAACAGAGGAACCACAGACCACACUGCUGCCUUGCUGAGCCCACACAUUGGCCUUGGAUCACGCGAGUGUAUUUCGCCCUCUAGUGGCUAUCAAGUGUCAUCUCAUGUGAGAUUAGUAUUUUCUGUUCUCCACUCUCUCCAGUUGUGUCCCAGUUAAACUGUAUUUCCUAAGUAUACAUGAUAUAGAAAUCUUCACGGCCCCAAAGUCCCAAGCUAGAUUUUUUUUUUCUUGCUUUCAGUUCCUUUUUUUCCAACAGAAGUUUUCUUCUUUCAUUGUUCCUUCUGAAAAGCUAAAGCACAGUACUGGGAUCUGUCCAUAGAUUAACUUAAAUGAACUGGACAGUAAAAUUUGUUCACCUCAAUAAUCUAACAAAGAAAAACAUGCUUUUUGUUUGAGAUGUUCAAUUGCUACAACUCCUGCAAUCCCAUUGCAAAGACUUGUGGGAGCUGUAGUCGACAUGGAAACUCAACAAAGAAAGCAAAUUGUUUUCCAAAGAUUUCACUUUUUUU
Scomber japonicus (chub mackerel) is the source of this 2202-nucleotide messenger RNA. RefSeq names its product sodium-dependent lysophosphatidylcholine symporter 1-B-like. NCBI's taxonomy places the organism in Eukaryota, Metazoa, Chordata, Actinopteri, Scombriformes, Scombridae. Bases 62 to 1621 code for a protein of 519 amino acids. Gene Ontology annotation, molecular function: lysophospholipid:sodium symporter activity. Gene Ontology annotation, biological process: carbohydrate transport. The transcript is spliced from 14 exons. Gene Ontology annotation, cellular component: membrane. The record is from RefSeq and is a predicted model, not a curated record.